Lepus europaeus (European hare) is the source of this 1860-nucleotide messenger RNA. It is a transcript of the gene PYCR3, whose product is annotated as pyrroline-5-carboxylate reductase 3. The transcript has 6 exons. NCBI's taxonomy places the organism in Eukaryota, Metazoa, Chordata, Mammalia, Lagomorpha, Leporidae. The record is from RefSeq and is a predicted model, not a curated record. Gene Ontology annotation, biological process: L-proline biosynthetic process. Bases 5 to 826 code for a protein of 273 amino acids. Gene Ontology annotation, molecular function: pyrroline-5-carboxylate reductase activity.
GGCGAUGGCGGCGGAGGCGACUCCGCGGCGCGUGGGCUUUGUGGGCGCCGGCCGCAUGGCGGAGGCCAUCGCGCAGGGCCUCAUCCGAGCAGGGAAGGUGGAAGCGCAGCAUGUGAUGGCCAGCGCGCCGACCGACAGGAACCUCUGCCACUUCCGGGCUCUGGGCUGCCAGACCACCCACUCGAACCAGGAGGUGCUACAGACCUGUUCCCUCGUCAUCUUCGCCACCAAGCCCCACAUCCUGCCAGGCGUCCUGGCGGAGGUGGCCUCUGUGGUCACCACAGAGCACAUCUUGGUGUCCGUGGCUGCCGGGGUCCCUCUUAGCACCUUGGAGGAGCUGCUGCCCCCGAACACCCGGGUGCUGCGGGUCUCACCCAACCUGCCCUGCACGGUCCAGGAGGGGGCCAUGGUGAUGGCGCUGGGCCGCUGUGCUGGGAGCAGCGAAGCCAAGCUCCUGCAGAACCUUCUAGAAGCCUGUGGGCAGUGCGAGGAGGUGCCUGAGGCCUACGUGGACAUCCACACCGGCCUGAGCGGCAGUGGCGUGGCCUUCGCGUGCACGUUCUCUGAGGCCCUGGCUGAAGGCGCCAUCAAGAUGGGCAUGCCCAGCGGCCUGGCCCACCGCAUUGCUGCGCAGACGCUGCUGGGGACAGCCAAGAUGCUGCUGCAGGAGGGGCGGCUCCCGGCCCAGCUGCGCACCGACGUGCUCACACCCGGGGGCACCACCAUCUACGGGCUGCACGCUCUGGAGCAGGGCGGGCUGCGCGCGGCCACCAUGAGUGCCGUGGAGGCGGCCACCUGCCGGGCCAAGGAGCUCAGCAGAAAGUAGGCUCUGGAUGAAGCCGGCAGCCGCUCGCCCUCCGUGCCCCGCCCCAGGGAAAUGCAAGGGGCCAGGCUUUGAGCAGGCAGGCCCCCUCCCCUACGUGGCAGAAGGCUCCAGGGCGGUGGCCCGGCUCCUGGUGAGCCCUUGGUGAUCGGUGACACUGGUCCUGAGAGCUGGCACCGUGCAGGGGGCCUGCCUUCUGUGAGCACAGCUGCAGGCGACAGCAGCCUGGCCGGCCACCUGGUCUGGACGCAGGCCCUUUGCGUUUCCCAGCGUCCUGGGGGCCGCUGCCUGGCCAGCUUUCUCAUUUGGCUCCACCAAAGGGUCCAUGGCCUGCCGUGGGGUGGGGCCACCCAUGGGGAGCCGGAGCUCCCCCACCAGAGCCCUGCACUGCCCUCACCUCCCCCCAGCAGCCUCCUGAGACUGGCCGUGAGAGGGCAGUGCCCGCUGGGCCAUCCGCCGGCUGGGUGACCUUACACAAAUAACCCCCGCCUGAAACAGGGCUCCUGGCAUCCAGAGCACAGGAGCAGAUGUCCUGCCCCCACCACCGUGCCCUGCACCCUGUAGCUCCACCCCCGUUCCCAGGCAGCCCUGCCGCCAAGGACCCACCCGCUGGCCUGCAGGUCUGGUGCAGGCCGCCUGCGGGCAGGGACCCCGGGGACAGCCACCAGAGGACCACCUGCCCCCAGAAAUCACUGCUGAAUCGGAGCCAGCCCCUGCCAACCCCCGGGGACCAGCGCACCUACGCUUCGGAGGUCCUGGCUGUGACCCGUGUCUGUGGAGCCCCGCCCAGCUGACCACAGCCCAGGGCCAGAACUGUUCUUCCCAGAGUGGCGGGUGUGGGAGAGGCAGCACCGGGCUCGACCGUGGGCCUCUGAGGCCCUUCCUCGCCUUUCACGGCCGACACUGUUGUGCAGCGUGGACAGAGGGUGUGAUGCGGCCGUUCCGAAUCCCAGCUUCACGUCCCGUCCUCGCUGUGUUCCAGAACCGCCCUUCGGAUCACAAGUGAAGAGUUUACAAUAGAGGUGCUUACAAAGCUC